GGUAUGCGUCCCAAGAUGGUGCUCCAUGAUUAAUUGGUCGCGCAGUAUCAUGUCAGCUUCCGUUCUGCAUAGUGUUUUCAAAGAUCGAACAAGUAUACGAAGUAUAUCUAUAUCGUCGUUGCGACAAGUACAUCAGCGUGGAUCAACGUUCCGCAAUUUUAUCGCAUCGGUUUUAUUGCUUGUAGUCGCCGCCCCUGGAAGUGCCUAUUAAACUUGUGAAUGUAUGUGAGAAUAGUGUAUCCUGAGCGAAAUAAUCCGUGGUCCAGUAUCUUCUUUCCGGUCUCUGUGCUGCUCGCCGUGUUUCUCUCUGAGGGCCACCGAUCAUCAUUUGUGAGGCAAGGAAAGGCUCGAGGUAAACUUCCUCCUGGGAAUGUUGAAGGACUCGCUUAUCGUUCGAGCAUCCUGCCAAGAGGUGGGGUUCCGGGUACUUGAAGCGUGCAAAUACUGAACGCCUCCAUGAAAUUUUUAACCAGUAUGCCUCGCAGGAGAAGAAUGGUGAGAGAUUUAUGACCUCAUCUGACUUUGUACGCAGUUACCUUGGCCUUUAUACGAAUGCUGAUUAUAAUCCCGAUUCUGUCAAUUUACUUGCUGGUAUCGUUGACACUAGCAAAGAUGGUCUCAUAUCGUUUGCCGAAUUUCAAGCAUUUGAGGGCCUUCUCUGUGUACCAGACGCUUUAUACAAAACAGCUUUUCAACUCUUUGACACUAAUGGAAAUGGAAUGGUUGCAUUUGAUGAGUUCGUUGAGGUGAUGCGAAAAACUGUACUGCAUCAAAAAAUGCCCUUUAAUAUGGAUAGUAGUUUUAUUAAACUUUACUUCGGAAAAGAUAAGAAGAGAUUAAUCAGUUAUGCGGAAUUUAGCCAGUUUUUGCAUGACUUUCAUGAAGAAUAUGCAACAGAAGCUUUCAAGAAAUUCGAUAAGGAUGGCGCGGGUUUUAUUUCAGCAUUAGACUUUCAAGAUAUCAUGCUUAGUAUUAAGAGUCAUCUACUUACAAAAGAUGUGAGAGAUAAUCUAAUUGCUGCAGUGAGUGUCGGUCAAAGCGGGCGAAAAGUCAGUUUCCCAUAUUUUAUGGCGUUCAAUUCUCUUCUAAACAAUAUGGAACUUAUUAAACGUAUCUAUCUAAAUGCGACCAAUGGCCACAGAUAUCAAGAAGUCACUAAAGAGGAAUUUCUUUAUUCUGCACAAAUGAUGUCUCAAAUAACUCCAUUGGAGGUCGACAUCCUAUUUCAUCUUUGUGACCUACUCCAUCAAACUGGGAAGAUCGUAUAUAAUGAUCUCGUGGCUAUUACACCCGAGCAGUAUUUCAAGCAGAUUACAAAGCGCGUUGCCGAAAUCAAAGCGGUGUCCAGUCCGGACGAUCGCGGUAUUAUCGUGCAAAUGCUUGAGAGUGGCUAUCGGUUUGUGCUUGGUUCUAUAGGUGGAGCUGUUGGUGCUACGGCUGUAUAUCCUAUUGAUUUGGUGAAGACUAGAAUGCAGAAUCAAAGGACUGGAUCUUUCAUAGGCGAACUGAUGUACAGAAACAGCUUUGAUUGCUUCCAAAAGGUCAUUCGACAUGAGGGCAUUUUCGGCCUUUAUCGAGGUCUGAUGCCUCAGUUAAUGGGCGUAGCUCCAGAAAAAGCUAUUAAACUCACAGUUAACGAUUUCGUCAGGGAUAAGUUUAUGGAUAAAAAUGGAAAUUUACCGCUAUACGGAGAAAUUAUAUCUGGCGCCUGUGCCGGAGGAUCACAGGUCAUAUUCACCAAUCCUUUGGAGAUCGUAAAGAUUCGGCUGCAAGUAGCUGGGGAAAUUGCAGGAGGGUCAAAGGUUAGAGCAUGGACUGUCGUCAAAGAAUUAGGUCUAUUUGGAUUGUACAAAGGUGCUAGAGCCUGUUUUUUGCGAGAUGUGCCAUUUAGCGCCAUUUAUUUUCCUAUGUAUGCUCACACGAAAACGCGAUUGGCUGAUGAGGGGGGUUACAAUACGCCAUUAUCGCUUCUUGUUUCCGGUGCGAUCGCUGGUGUUCCUGCAGCAGCGUUAGUCACUCCUGCGGAUGUAAUAAAAACGAGAUUGCAAGUCGUAGCUAGAAAAGGCCAAACCACGUAUAGCGGACUGGUGGACUGUGCGAGGAAGAUUUACAAAGAGGAGGGUGCCAGGGCAUUCUGGAAGGGCGCGACAGCACGAGUGUUCAGAUCAUCACCUCAAUUUGGUGUCACUCUUUUCACAUAUGAGUUGCUACAAAGAUGGUUCGUUGUCGACUUUGGAGGAUCUCGACCUUCCGGAUCAGAACAAAAGGUGCCUACUGUGGGAGUCGCGAACGAAAUUCGAUCAACGAAUCCUGAUCAUAUAGGUGGCUACCAAGUAGCUCUGCCCAUCUUUACGGGUAUAGAAAGCAAAUUUGGUCUUUGUCUACCCAGGUUCCAGGCUGUUACUGGAAAGUAACAAUAUUGUUAGCAGUUGCUAGAAAACUAACUUGUAGCAAUCCCUGCCAUAAAUAAUGUACGAAUACCAGUUUCUGGUUGCUUUGUAUCGACUGCGUGAAGUGAGUGAGAUGCGUUGUGAGCUUCACGAACUACAAAUUGAGUCCGCAAAACAUUUCUUAAUAAUCGUCUUGGCUAUUUCGAGUUGGAUAUUAUAUAGACUACAGAAAAUUGCGAUAAGAAGGACAGUCAUUGAUUGAAUACAUGUUGAAUCAUUAUGUGCACAUAGAAAAUGUAAUUAUAGAUUGGUCAAGGAGAAGUACAAAUUCUGUAGCUUGCAGAAUGCCCAGGAAUGAUUCGUGAUAGCUAAAUCGAUGCAGUCAAUUGAUAUGAAAACAGAAUCAAUGGCAUUGAAACUAUUUAUUUUGAUACUAUAUAAAUAUGUUAUAUCAAAUUGUGAGAGAUGCCGUCUGUGCGUAAUUAUUUUAUAAAGCGAGAAAGAGAAAGAGAGAGAGAGAGAGAGAGAGAGAGAGAGAGAGAAAGAAAGAGAUAAAAAUGAACAUUUAUCGACGAUUUGUUAUUGCUAACUUAAAUGUUUUUACCGAUACAUAUAUAAUAACCAACUGAGUGUCUGUGUUUGUUAAAUCACAAACAAUUAAUGCCAGAUGAUACGAGUAUGACGUUCUAGCAAAGGUUAUAAUAAUCUUCGUGAUGGCCCCGACGUAUAUGCACCAGAUAUAUUUAUGUAAAUUUUAAAUAAUGAGAGUUAGGCCUUUGUAAUUACAUUUCUUAUUUAUAUAAAUGCUUAGCUUGUAUAGCUUGUAUAGUUGGUGAGUAGGAGGCCAGUAAAUUUGUUUUAAAUACACUCGCCAUACAACUGCAAAGCAAUUAUUGACAAAUAAUAUUCGUAUAUAUAUGUAUUCGUCAUUGAAGAAAAAGAGAGAUAAACAAGGAUUUAUCAUUUACUUGUUAUCAAUAUUAUUAUCAAUAUUAUCUAUUAAAGUAGAAUAUAAUAGAUAAUAUAGAAAAAAAUUGAAAUUUUUAUAUAUAUAUAUUUUUUAAGUAUAUAAUAAAGUUUUUUAAAUAACAUAAUUUUUUUGCUUGUUUUUGAAUAAUACAAUUCUUUUGUGUUAAUUUCUGUAAUUAGAAAGACAUUCAGUAUUGUAACAAUUGCAACUUCAAUUAAAACGGACUUAUUGGCACUUUAUAACACCAGUUAUACAAAUACACAAGUAAAUGGAGAAGUUUAACACACAUAAUUCUAAAAAGUUUCUUGUAAAGGCAAUUAUUAAGAAUUAAAACGCAUGUUUAUCUUCUUUUAUUACAGAAAAAUUACACAAAAUAAAAAAAUUUUCUGAGAAGACUUUGAUCCAUAAAACAGACAAUAUAUAAAGGAGGAUGCUCAAAACGGCCUACAAAGCUGCCUAAAAAUAAUCUACAACAAUUGCGAUGGUGAUGUUUUUCAAAAUUGCGCCCUAUUGGAAUGUUUGAUCUACUCGCUGCACUUUAUCGACUAUAGUUUAUGUUAUAGUUUAUUUUUAUGUAACGCCAUAGGCCGUUUCUCAUUUAUAAUUUGGACAUCUUCCUUUAUUAAAUGCACGGACCUCUCUUAUAAUUAUGAUUAUUAAUUGCGCUUAAUUGUACAGAUCUUAAUUGGCAAUACAAGAUAACAGAGAAUUACUUUGUUUACAUACUGAUAAAUUUCAAAUAAAUAAACAAAUCAAAUAAAUAAACUUUUUUUAAAGUG
This is a messenger RNA of Cataglyphis hispanica, 4139 nucleotides long. It is a transcript of the gene aralar1, whose product is annotated as calcium-binding mitochondrial carrier protein Aralar1. The record is from RefSeq and is a predicted model, not a curated record. The coding region runs from base 507 to 2414 and encodes 635 amino acids. NCBI's taxonomy places the organism in Eukaryota, Metazoa, Arthropoda, Insecta, Hymenoptera, Formicidae. Gene Ontology annotation, biological process: aspartate transmembrane transport; malate-aspartate shuttle; L-glutamate transmembrane transport. Gene Ontology annotation, molecular function: L-aspartate transmembrane transporter activity; calcium ion binding; L-glutamate transmembrane transporter activity. The transcript is spliced from 17 exons.